Messenger RNA from Antechinus flavipes (yellow-footed antechinus), 1714 nucleotides. It is a transcript of the gene AVPR1B, whose product is annotated as arginine vasopressin receptor 1B. Lineage: Eukaryota; Metazoa; Chordata; Mammalia; Dasyuromorphia; Dasyuridae. The record is from RefSeq and is a predicted model, not a curated record. The transcript is spliced from 2 exons. Gene Ontology annotation, biological process: regulation of systemic arterial blood pressure by vasopressin; G protein-coupled receptor signaling pathway; positive regulation of vasoconstriction. Gene Ontology annotation, molecular function: peptide binding; vasopressin receptor activity. Gene Ontology annotation, cellular component: membrane. Bases 452 to 1714 code for a protein of 420 amino acids.
UUGGGGGAAAGUGGCAUUUCGGGGUGGAGAUGGCUUCCUUUGCCUCCAGCUUGCUUAACACCUCGCUCAUUAAUUGAUUAUUCUCCGGGUACCUCGUCCUUCCUUAUCUUUCUUGAAUCUCCAAGUUCAUUCCCAGCUUCCCCUUCCCUUUUUGAACCAUCACAUACACACCCUGUCUCUAUUUCUACCCUCCAUCUAAUUUCUUUUUGUAGCCUUUCCAUCCCCUUUACAAACUUCUUCCUCUCCCUAAUUUCCUUUUUUCCCUUGACAAGCAGUUUGUUUCUCUUAUUUCAGUCCACUUUUGUCCCAUUUAAACUUCCGACCUCUUUUCUUUCCAUUCCUUACCACCUUUUCACCUCGCACUCCCCCAAACAUCUUCCCCUUCCCUAUCUCCAUCUCCCUCCUCUCCUUCCUUUCAUUCAUCCUCCCGUACUUCUCCAAACACCAUCCCAUGGAUAACUUUUCUCUCUGGACUGUCAACAGCACCCCAUGGAGCUCCCCUUUACCCCUAAACGCCACCACACCCUGGCUGGGUCGGGAUGAGGAGGUGGCCAAAGUGGAGAUCGCGGUGCUAGCCACCAUCCUGGUGCUGGCCACGGGGGGCAACUCGGUGGUGCUCCUGGCCCUGGGCUGGCCGGGCCGCAAGCGUUCCCGCAUGCACCUGUUUGUGCUGCACCUGGCCCUCACCGACCUCGGGGUGGCGCUCUUCCAGGUGUUGCCCCAACUACUGUGGGACAUCACCUACCGUUUCCAGGGCUCUGACCUCCUCUGCCGCGUGGUCAAGUACCUCCAGGCCCUGAGCAUGUUUGCUUCCACCUACAUGCUGCUGGUCAUGACCUUGGACCGAUACCUAGCUGUCUGCCACCCACUGAGGACCCUCCACCAGCCUAGCCGCUCUGUCUACCCUCUCAUUAUUGCCACCUGGCUCCUGGCUGCGGGUCUCAGCCUCCCCCAGAUCUUCAUCUUCUCACUAAGGGAGGUGAGGCAAGGUACUGGGGUGCUAGAUUGCUGGGCUGACUUCCGCUUCUCCUGGGGGCUUCGGGCCUACAUCACAUGGACCACGCUGGCCAUCUUUGUCCUUCCUGUGGCCGUACUCAUAGCCUGUUACAGCCUCAUCUGCUAUGAGAUCUGCAAGAACCUGAAGGGCAAGACUCAAGCUUGGGGAGUGGGAGGAAGAGGCCACAGGGCUGUCGGGAGAGGGGCUGCCUCGUUCCAGGCUCUGGGAGGGGCCAUCCAGGGCCUGCCGGCUCGAGUCAGCAGCAUCAGCACCAUCUCCCGAGCCAAGAUUCGGACUGUGAAGAUGACCUUUGUCAUUGUGUUGGCUUACGUUGCCUGCUGGGCGCCUUUCUUCAGCGUCCAGAUGUGGUCAGUGUGGGAUGAGAACGCCCCUGAUGAAGACUCCACCAAUGUGGCUUUCACCCUCACCAUGCUGCUGGGCAACCUCAGCAGCUGCUGCAACCCCUGGAUCUACAUGUGUUUUAGCAGCUACCUGCUGCCAGCUCCCAUGAGGGACCUCUCCUGCUGCGGGCAGCCCCAAGCCAGAUUGAAGAGACGGUUCUCCAAUGGAAGCCUCUCCAGCCGACGAGCAACCUUCCUCACCCGCGUCAGCCACCCUCCUCACCUGAGCCUCAGCGGGAGCCCCCGGCCGGAGGAAAACCUCAAGGAGUUCUUUGCACCCAAUGAAAAUACCAUCGUUGAGACCAGAGCCCUCUAG